AUGAAGGGAACCAGAUGGAGUCAUGACUAUGAUUCAAAAAUUCUUGAUUUCUUCAAGUUAGGCAACAGAGGAACUAAAUUCACAACUAUUAGAGAAUGUUUUUGGUUGCUGCCACCAAGAGGUUUUGUCCUGUUUUGCUGUAAUGGAACUGCAAUAGGGGAUCCAGGACUGGAAGGAUUUGGUAUAAUUGCCAGAGACCAUGAAAGUAAUGUUAUUGGAACCAUUUCAGUAGGUCUGGGAAUGGAUUCUAGUUAUAUAGAUAAAUCUUUUGCAGUUGUAUGGGCUAUUGAAUGGGCAAUAAAUUUAAAAUGUGACAAAAUCAUUAUUAGAUCAGAUUCAAAAACAGUAAUAGAAGACUUUCAAGAAGAAUCAAUUCAAUGGUGCUUCAAAACAAGGUGGCUCAGGGCUAAAUCUUGCUUAGUUCAAAUCUGCUAUGAGCAUUGCUAUAAGGAGACCAACUUCUCAGCUGAUAGCUUAGCUAAAAAGGGAGUAAAGUUGCAGAUGAGAGAAAUUGAACAUCAUGCUGGAAGACCAGCUCAUUUGAUUAAAAUAGAAAUGCCAAAUAGGAAAUAUUACAGAUUUUUUUAG
Molecule: messenger RNA, 588 nt
Organism: Papaver somniferum (opium poppy)
Lineage: Eukaryota; Viridiplantae; Streptophyta; Magnoliopsida; Ranunculales; Papaveraceae
Exons: 1
Coding region: 1-588 (195 amino acids)
Molecular function (GO): RNA-DNA hybrid ribonuclease activity; nucleic acid binding
Source: RefSeq, a predicted model, not a curated record